This is a messenger RNA of Terrapene triunguis (Three-toed box turtle), 2653 nucleotides long. It is a transcript of the gene CRELD1, whose product is annotated as cysteine rich with EGF like domains 1. The transcript has 10 exons. Gene Ontology annotation, molecular function: calcium ion binding. The annotation marks the transcript as partial. The record is from RefSeq and is a predicted model, not a curated record. NCBI's taxonomy places the organism in Eukaryota, Metazoa, Chordata, Testudines, Emydidae.
UUGGUGCUGGGGCUGCUGCUGGGCCCCUGGUGCACAGUCUCCUCCCCACCUGAGCCCUGCCGGACCUGCCGGGACCUCGCCAGCAGCUUUCUCAAGGGCCUGGAGCGGACAGAGCGGGAGAAUUUUGGGGGAGGGAACACGGCCUGGGAGGAAGAGAAGCUGGCGAAAUAUGCGCACAGUGAGACGCGCCUGCUGGAGGUGCUGGAGAGCGUGUGUGGCAAGUCGGACUUUGCGUGUCACCAGCUGCUGGAGCAGAGUGAGGAGCACGUGGAGAGCUGGUGGUUCCAGGGACAGCAGCAGCACCCCGACUUCUUCCAGUGGCUCUGCAUGGACACUCUGAAGGUCUGCUGCCCACCUGGCACCUAUGGCCCUGACUGCCUGCCAUGUGCUGGUGGGCACCAGCAGCCGUGCAGUGGGAAUGGUAAAUGCGACGGCGAGGGGACGCGCGCGGGCACUGGCCUGUGCAUGUGCAGCCUGGGCUACGGCGGCUCCUUCUGCUCUGAGUGCGCAGACGGCUACUACGAGGCAGCCAGGAAUGAGAGCCACCUGGUAUGUGCUGAAUGCUACCGGGCCUGCGGGCGCUGCUCGGGGCCAGAGGACUCCAGCUGUCUGCGCUGCAAGAGGGGCUGGGCGCUGCAUGAGCACAGGUGCAUUGACAUCGAUGAAUGUGGCACGGAGAUGGCGCAUUGUCGGGCCAACCAGUUCUGCGUCAACACCGAAGGCUCCUACGAGUGCCGAGACUGCGCCAAGGCCUGUGUCGGCUGCAUGGGCGCCGGGCCUGCCCGCUGCAAAAGGUGCAACAAAGGCUACCAGCGGGAUGGAGCAAAGUGCCUAGACGUGGACGAGUGUGCCAGCGCGCAGGAACCUGUCUGCACCGGGCCCCACGAGGUCUGUGAGAACACAGACGGCAGCUACCGGUGCGUUUGUGCAGAGGGCCACGUGCGCAGGGAUGGCGAGUGUGUGGAGGACGAACCCCCAGACACCCCGGCAAAGGGCUUUUUUGACGAGGUGACGGAGGACGAGGUGGUGGUGCUUCAGCAAAUGUUCUUCGGCGUGGUGAUCUGUGCGCUGGCCACGCUGGCUGCCAAGGGUGACAUGGUCUUCACCGCCAUCUUCAUCGGCGCGGUGGCAGCCAUGGCUGGCUACUGGCUCUCGGAGCGCAGCGACCGCGUGCUCGACGGGUUCCUGAAGGGCAGAUAGCUCUGGGCGGGAGGCUCCUCCCUGCCCCUGACACAGGGCCUGGGUGGGCGAGGCCCUUAGCACCGGCUUGGGGACUGUCCCUGUGAUGGGGAGCAGGGGGUGCCUGGCUCCAGGGGGCCCCAGGACUGAGGGUGAGAUGGGAAGCUGGUGGGGGGCCCCGGCUCUGGGGGUGGGGUGGUUCAGGGCAGGAUGUGGCACCCCCUGGCCAGGCCUGUGCCAGAGUUCUCAGAGUCGCUUUCCCCUUGGAGAUGUUUUGUCCACGUGGAUCCCACUCGCUGUGCAAGCGCUUCGUGCCGUGUCGUUGGGGCUGGGCCUUGCGUGUGCCCCCCUCCAGCGCAUGGGGCUGCAGGACAGGUGGUGGUUCCCGCUGGGAGUGCCCAAUCAACAGGCAGGCCGGAGGAGACCUAGCGCUGCAGAGAGCAGCACUCCAAAGAUGGCCUCUGCCCAGUCGGGGGCCUUGUCUGGCACAGCAAUGGGCAGCAUGCCAGGGCCCCCCGUGCAGGGAACAGCCUGCCUGCUGGGAGAAAGGGGGCUGCCGUCCGGGUGCACAGGCUGCUGGUACCGCCUGGCGCCACACCGGCAGCCUUUGGCAGGGGUGGCCGGGGCUUUGUCCCGUGCGACAGGCAGGGACUCGUCUGCUGGGUUUGGGCCCGUUGCCUCUCACGCUGUCUGGGGCUGGAGCUGUUUCUCGUGGGUGUAAGAACGUAAGAACAGCCGUACUGGGUCAGACCAAAGGUCCAUCCAGCCAGGCUUGAAUGAUCUUUAGGAAAGACACAAGGGCGGGUGGCUGGCCGAUUGACGUGGAGUCUGCCCCCAUCUCCACAUGUGGUGCAGGACAGGCCUGCCAUGAGAGCUGGGAGCUGGCGGACUCUGGCUCGCCCGUGGCCAGCUGGGGCGAUGUGCAGAGAGCACUGCGGUCGGGGGCCGGAACAGGGAUCCGUCAGCCCCAGAGACCUGCCUUGGAUCCCCACUGAGUGUGCAGGGGUAGCACGCUGAGCCACCUCGCAGGCUCCAGCCCAGGGGCUGCAGCCUCCAGAGGGGAGCAGCUGUGCAGAGCUCCCCACGCAGGCUCCCAGCAGAGCUCUGCCAGCCCCCUGGGGCUCUGGGUGGGUCUUAGGAGAGCGGGAGGGGAACUGCUGGAUGGGUGGAGAGUUCCUGGGCUGCAGCCUGCCUGAUCUCGUGUCUGCGGGAUGGGGGAAGCCGUGAGAAAAGGGCCUGGCGGGAUCCCCGACUGGGGCACGCUCUGGAGUGCAAUGGGGUGUUUUGUGUCUGUUGGCGGCAAACAGGACGGUCCCAGGAGAGCCCCAUCUGCAGAACGGGUUUGUGACCAGAGUCCUCCGGGGACCUCUCAGGCUGACCACGUGCUGGCCGUGGAGAGUGUGCCGGGCUGAUGGAUGGUCAGUGGAGAGCGUCUGGGUUCUCCCGGGGAUCCGACACUGCUCCCGGCCUGAGG